Messenger RNA from Mixia osmundae IAM 14324, 2190 nucleotides. RefSeq lists its product as uncharacterized. The transcript has 8 exons. The record is from RefSeq and is a predicted model, not a curated record. NCBI's taxonomy places the organism in Eukaryota, Fungi, Basidiomycota, Mixiomycetes, Mixiales, Mixiaceae. The coding region runs from base 286 to 2160 and encodes 624 amino acids. Gene Ontology annotation, biological process: attachment of GPI anchor to protein. Gene Ontology annotation, cellular component: membrane; GPI-anchor transamidase complex.
GAGCAGUGUCGAGACGAGUGCUUGGGCGGUGUAGUCGCCCACCGUCACGGGAGACUUGUCAUCUUUCGUCACCGAGUCUGUAGAGACGAGCUUUUGAAAGACUCUGUCGGCGACGAGGGAGGCCUUGAGUACUGCAGAGAUGGCGACUGCCGUCUCCUUUGCGUAGGGAUUUGUGGCACUCGUCAGGCUCGUCAUCUGUCGUCUCAGUGCGCCAAGCCUUGCGAGCAUAAAGCAAAGUGAUUUGGGUGCCCCAGACUUGUCCAAACUGGUAGGCUUCGGCCAGCAAUGGCAUCCCUCCUGAGCCGCUUGGGCGAGCGCAUCGUGUCAAGCAAGGACGACAAGGACUUACUGCCCGAGGAAGUACAGCUACGAAGGCACGACCGUCGGCUACGCAUCUUUACACGACUCAUCGAUAAAACUCCCCUCAUCAGUUGGAUCUUCCUGUUGGCGGGCUAUGCGUGGUUGCUCGCAUUGCCCUACAAAGCGCUUCAUCGCGGUCAUUACAUCAGCGAGAACGCGAUCCAACCUGCCCAAGUCAAUACGUAUUGGAGCUGGACAGAAGUGUCGUGGGCGGAUCGCUAUGCAGGUCAAGUCGCAGAAUGGGCAACGCUGCCUAGUCACAGCAAGGCAGAUCAGAUAAGGAUAGCGUUCGGCAAGAAUGGUCUUCCUGCUGCCACGCAGAGCUACUCCUACGACGCAGGCAACAGAAGUGUCGCGGGCACGAAUGCCUGGGCCGUCUAUCACGCACCAAAGACGGACGGAUCCGAGGCUAUCGUCCUCGUGGCUUCAUGGAAGAGUAGAAAUGGGCAGGUCAAUGUGCGCGGUAUAGCCACGUUGCUCGCUUUGUCGCGCUACCUCACAAAGUUCUCUUUGUGGUCCAAAGACAUCAUCUUCUUGAUAUCUGACGGCUACCUCGAAGGCGCGCAUGCAUGGCUCAAAGAGUACCACGGCCAGACACAGUCCAAUCUACGAGCAGACAAGCUACGAUUGACCAGUGGCGCCAUCUGGGCUGCUCUCAUCGUUGACUAUCCUUACCAUUCUUUCGAUCAUCUGGGUAUCUACUUUGAAGGCACAAACGGACAACUUCCUAAUCUUGACUACAUCAACUCUGUCACGCAUAUAGCUCGAUGGACUGGUGGCUCGCCUGUGCGACUUCACACAGACACAGACAGCCUGCGAUCGGAUUACUCUGGUCUAGCCUCUGCUCUCAAUCAUGACGAUAUUAGAGAAUACCAGAGAGCGAGCAAGAACAUUCUGCGUCAAGUGGGAUACUGCGCUCUCGGUACCCCCAGCGGACCACAAGGCGUGUUUGGUCAAUACCGUAUCGAUGCCAUCACGCUUUUUGCCAUGCCAGCAGAGGGCCCCCAUGGGUUCCACAGUCUCGGCAAAACGAUCGAAUCCACCCUUCGGUCGCUCAAUAACCUCCUCGAGAGGUUCCACCAAUCCUUCUUCCUCUACCUCAUGUCGACUCCCCAUUCUUUCGUCAAUGUUGGCAAUUACCUGCCUGGUCCGAUACUGGUCAGUAUUGCAAUGACGCUCAGCGGACUAGGAUUAUGGGGUCAGAUCUUUGCAAAGCGGAAGGACCGUCUCAAAGGCAGUCGUGACGCUUUACCCGCAAGACCUGUGCUGCUUGCAUUGAGCCUCGUCACCCUUUGCUACAUGCUCGGAGGUGCUACGCUUUACCUGGCAACGGCCAAGCUGCAAUUGAUCACCCAGAUACAUAUCCUCUGCUCACUAGCAGCAUUACCAGCCUUGGCCGCAUGGCCAUUUGCAGCGCUCGCGCGCAAUAGACAACACACAGAGCGACUGAGCGACGUUCUUCUCUGCUUUGGACUCAUCAUCAACGGCAUGGUUCUGGCCGUUGCGUCUACGCUCAACUUCAGUCUGGCAGCUGUGCUGUCCAUCGUCUCUGCUCUACCUUGGUUGGGAGCACGCAGCGCCAGAUCGCCAGCAGAUCGCUGGCUGGCCUCGAUCUUCGCACUAGCUUGCUCGCCACCGAGCAUAGCUUGCAUCGCUUUCGCUCUCAAGCCAUCUGGCGCCGUACCGGUGCUAGACAGUCUGACGAGGGACUGGAUCAUCGUUCGUUCGUGGACGUUACCUCUCAUUUUCCUCGUUGUGCAACCGGCACUGACGCAUCUGUUGUUGGCACUCUAUCUGUAAACCCGCCAUGAUGCAUACUGAAGUACAAAG